Molecule: messenger RNA, 546 nt
Organism: Colletotrichum gloeosporioides
Lineage: Eukaryota; Fungi; Ascomycota; Sordariomycetes; Glomerellales; Glomerellaceae
Exons: 1
Coding region: 1-546 (181 amino acids)
Source: RefSeq, a predicted model, not a curated record
AUGGUGGUGGCGAUAGACCGAAAGUCGCAAGGAAAGAGAGGCGGCAUCGCUGCUGUCGUAUUCAUCACGGCAGUCGUACCCGUGGCGAGAAGUGGUGAAGCUUUUGAUGUUAUACCCUCUGAGCUGGAUAUCACGAGUGUUAUCAAUGACACCGUGGUAGGCAAACCGACUGCCAAAGACGUUCUCUACAUGCCUGAUAUGUCAGAAGAGAUGGUUGAUAAGUACAUGGCUACGUGGGAGCCACAGUCAUUGGCGGCUCUCGCUGGACCUGUCACAUUUUGCAUGGAAGAUUUGAACAUUUCGACUUGCUACAUCUUGUGCGAGAAAGAUCUUUGCCUUUCACCAGCUCUUCAGCAGAAGUUCUCAUCCACAAUUCCGAAGUUAAAGAGGUUGUUGCGUAAUCCUGGUGGUGAUUCUGCGAUUGCAACCGAGGUGGAGAAGUUUGUGGAACAUUUGAUUGGAAUUUCGGUGGAAGUUGAAGGAAACAGGGUUUUCAACAGUAUUUCUGGUGACAAUUCAUUCUUGGAUCGAUUGCCGCUAACGUAA